This is a messenger RNA of Nezara viridula (southern green stink bug), 1698 nucleotides long. The record is from the annotation of a GenBank genome assembly. NCBI's taxonomy places the organism in Eukaryota, Metazoa, Arthropoda, Insecta, Hemiptera, Pentatomidae.
AUGAGCGUGGAGCAAGAACACGGUCAACAGUGGCAUAUAAAUAAUAAUGCGGGACAGCAGAGCCAGACGACGGCGUACCCUCCUCAGCAGCAGGCGGAGUGCUACGGGGAGUGGCGCGGCAGACAGAGCUCGGUGGCCAGCCUGCUGGUGCUGCAGAGGACCACGGCUCAGACUGUUGCUGUGGCAGGGAACCAGAGGAUGCAGCGGCCGCAGCAGCCGUACCAGCAGUCCAUCAUGAUCGGCCAGCAGCAGUACCAGCAGCAGCCCAUCCUUCUCAGCAGUGACUUCCCGGAGCUGCCCAACAGAGGGAAUGAGCACCCUGUACACCCAGGUCAAAUACGAAGACCCUUUUUACCCGACCCCGGAAAUUUCACAGAGAGGAGAGGAGUUGAGAUCCCCGAACUGCGGGCCUGGCUGCAGAGCGUCUACCCCCAGCGGGCGGCCGAGUUCUCGACGAUGGCGGCCCUGGCCAGCAGGUUCGAAGAAGUGGCGAGGAGGAUCAUCGGUCGAUCCAAUCAGGAACCGCAGCCUAUUCAGACAGACGUCCAACAGCUGCUAGAGCAGGGCCAGAACUGCCACGAAGGAAGGAGGCUGUACAGGGAUGUCGUCGCUUCCAAGACUUUGGAAGAAGAAAGUGAAACGAACAUGGACGUUAAAUUCGAGGAGCUUGAAAGGGAAGCUUUGGAACAGUACCUGAACUCGCAAAACGACAUCGACGAAGAACCAGAAGUAGAAUUAUCAACGGAAGUUGAAGAAAAGUUCCUCGACUUAGAACGGCAGGCAAUAGAACAAUAUGAAGAACAAGGGGGCGAAAUCGAGGAGCAGCCACUACAAGAAGAGCCAGAGGAAAGCUACCCGUGCCCUGAAGAACCAGACAACAUCCCCCAGUUACUAAAAGACUCGGAACUCAGCAACCAAGAAUCCAAAUUAGAAGAAGUACAGAAGAGUGAGAACACCACGUUUCCUCCGAUGGGUGCUGUUACUCAUCAGAAACCAUCCAACCGGGUCCAAGAACAGCCCCAUUCUUUGACGUUGCAUCCACAGACUGUCCCUAAGGAGGAAAUGCAUGAAGAAGCUGGACCCACAGAUCCCGAGACACCUAGACAGCUUUUGGUAAAGGAAGAAGAGCCGAAGCCGAAAAAGACUGUCCAUCCCGCAGAGGGGAAGCGGCGUGGUCGCAAGGAGCCUGCUCCUGCGCCGUCCUGCGUCCGCCUGCCCCGCCGAGGACCUGGGCAGGAGGCAAGGAGUCCCGCCCAAUCCGUUAAAAUUUCUGAGAAAUGUGAGAAAAGAUAUGGAGCCAAAACAAGCAGGCCUUCCCGUUCCAACCCAGCAUACCAAGAAAGGAGUGCCAAGAAAGGGCAGGAUAACUUCAGGAAAUCCUUCUACAAGAAGAAGGAACCGAGCCCCAAGUCAAGAAUGCUGCAAAACAAGAAGCGACCUCCUCCACUAAGCGUCGUCGACAAGGAAGUCAGGUCUCUGGUCAACUGUCUCAAGGCGAGGACUCUAAACUUCCUGAAAGACGUUGACAUCAGGAUGUUGACGGAGGAGAAUUCCAAAGUGGCGCUGAGGGAGUUGCUGUACAAGAAGCAGCAGAAGGAGAGUAUCAGGAAGGAAGUGAGGAUCAUGGAUAUACUAGACACAGACACCUUACGGCUCUACGUCAGAGAGAUAUGCAUUAUAGAUAGCGAGCUUGGCUAG